Messenger RNA from Giardia duodenalis, 1635 nucleotides. Its product is annotated as Phospholipase B. Gene Ontology annotation, molecular function: glycerophospholipase activity. NCBI's taxonomy places the organism in Eukaryota, Fornicata, Diplomonadida, Hexamitidae. The transcript has a single exon. Gene Ontology annotation, cellular component: extracellular region. The record is from RefSeq and is a predicted model, not a curated record. Gene Ontology annotation, biological process: phospholipid catabolic process. Bases 1 to 1635 code for a protein of 544 amino acids.
AUGCUUCUGGCCAUUCUCGCGGCGCUCCUCGGGGCCGAGGUUCGACAGUGCGUUUACUACGAAAACGACAGCUUUACUCUUGUACCUCUCGAGGACAAGGGCCACAACUGCGUCGCCACUACCAUUUCUGACAUCGAGGUCUUCAACGAGACGGGCUGGAUGCGCUUCAACGUCACGACGAGCGCAAGCUAUCCAGACUUCAUCCAGAUGCGCGCAGUCGGAUUCGCUGAGGGCAAGAUCUUCCAGCACCACAUCUUCAACCAUUAUCAUAAUCUCAAGGACUGGUUCCUCUUUGCAUACCUUCACGCAGACGACUACCCCCAAGAGCUCUACGACUUUCUUCAGGAGAACCUUGACUGGACCCGUAGCACUGCCUACAAGUACGCCGAGGUUGACAGCUUCUGGCGUCAGGUCGCCUACACACUCGAUCACUUCGACGGGCUGGUAGAGGCGUAUCGGGCAACGGCUCCGCAGGAGGAGAUGCUUUCAGAGCUGGACCUCUGGACGUACCUAUCGAGCGGCGAUCUUCUCGAUAUCGUAAACUUUGCAGUGCCAUCCACACGGAUGGACUUCUCAAAGAUGACGCGCGAGGAAAUCUCCGACUAUCUCGCUUUUAGAAGCCAUUGCAGCGGCCUUGUUUACUACAAUGGCGACACCGUCUACAUUGGCCAAACAGCCUGGUUCUUCUAUGGUGGCAUGACUCGUGUCUUCAAGGGAUACACUCUCAACCUUAACGAUGUGUCUAAUGCAGCCGAAACGCUCACGUUUAGCUCAUACCCAGGCUUCUCCUACUCAUUUGACGACUGGACAGUGACCUCGCAAGGACUUGUUAUCAUUGAAACGACAGCCAACGUUCUAAACACCAGCCUGUAUGAUAACUGCACGCCUAGGUCUGUUCUCACGUGGAUUCGCUCCCAGGUGGCCUCCCGGAUGGCAGUCUCAGGCGCCGGCUGGCAUCAAGCCAACAGUCAGUACAACUCUGGAACGUAUAACAACCAGUGGAUUGUCGUCGACCUUAAGCAAAUUGAGAGUAUGACCGUGUACAAGAACAACUUUGUUUGGGUUAGCGAGCAGAUGCCCGGAUAUAUCGUUUCGGAAGAUGUCGCCCAUGAUAUGACUUAUGGCGGAUACUACUUCCCAUCUUACAACACGCCCUUCUUCGAUGAGCUCUGGAUUGUCGCUGGCUAUCCCAGCGUCGCAGAGGGUGAUGCCAGCUAUCGUUAUGACAAGAAUCCUCGUGGACUUAUGUUUGCACGCGAUGUUCCACAGAUUACUGGCAUCGACGAUAUGAAGAGGAUCAUGCGCUAUAAUAAGUGGCAAACAGAUCCGCUUGCAAUUACCGAGGGCCAGACGGAGCCAGAUCCAGGGAACGGCAUCUCUGCCAGGUACGAUCUGCGCCUCGAUGAGUCUCGUCGUAAGGCAUUCGGAGGUUACGAUGCAAAGAUCCUUAGCUAUAAUGGCCAUAGCAGGAAGAUGAUCGCGUACUUUAUCUCUGGGCCCACGACAGACGAUCAAGAGCCAUGGGACUUCUCCAAGAGCACCCUUUACUGUCCUCGUAGAGGUCUUAAGGAUGGUCCGUACCAGUAUGAUUGGCAAGAACUACACCUUCCUGUUUAUUGGCAUAACAAUAUGUAA